GGUUUCGGUGCCCCACGUCUUGUUCCACCGCCUCUCAAAUUCUUGUUUCCACCGAUGAAGGCGAUGUUAUCGGCUAUCCGGCGAUCAGCGAUCCGGCGGCGCAGCGUUGCUACCGUGUUCUGCGGCGGCGCGGGGGGAGCGUGCGGCGGCGAGAAAGGCGGGGGGCCGGCCGGCGUCGGGCCCGGGGUGCUCGGGAAGGCGGCGGCCGGGAUCUUGGCUGCCGGAGGGUCUAUCCUGGCCCUGUGGAUGUUCUCUUCUUCAUCUUUCGCUGAAUCCGCGUCGGACCGGAGCGAUCCCCAGCAUGAGAUCGUGUUUCGGAAGCCAAAGCAAGACAAGAAAUCUAAAUUUCUCCUCGGAGAUUCGUAUCGCAGAAGGGUGUUUUUUAACUAUGAGAGACGGAUAAGGAUGCUAAGUCCUCCUGAAAAGAUUUUUGAAUACUUUGCAUCUGUUCGGAGUCCAGAAGGGGAAAUAUAUAUGUUACCCACAGAUUUGAUGAGAGCGAUUGUGCCUGUAUUUCCUCCAUCAGAAUCAAAUAUUAUUAGAGAAGGACAUCUUAGAGGCGAGCGUCAUCCUAGCGAGUUGCACUGUGCUCCAUCUCCCUUUUUCAUGCUUUUUGAUACUAAUAAUGAUGGACUGAUAUCCUUCCCAGAGUAUAUCUUUUUUGUGACAUUGCUUAGCAUUCCUAUAUCAAGCUUUAGUGUGACUUUUAAAAUGUUUGAUCUCGACACUAAUGGAGAGAUAGAAAGAGAAGAGUUUAAGAAAGUGAUGGCAUUGCUGCGUUCAUAUAAUAGACAAGGAGCCAGUCAUAGGGAUGGACGUCGUACUGGUCUGAAAGUUGGUGGAUCUGUAGAAAAUGGGGGUCUAGUGGAGUAUUUCUUUGGCAAGGAUGGAAAGGGACACCUCCAACAUGAUAAAUUUGUUCAUUUUCUGAGGGACUUGCAUGAUGAGAUUGUGCGCUUGGAGUUUGCUCAUUAUGACUUCAAGUCAAGAGGAACCAUUUCUGCCAAGGAUUUUGCAUUGUCUAUGGUAGCUUGUGCUGACUUGAACCAUAUAAACAUGUUUCUUGAUAGAGUAGAUGAAUUGAACAAUAACCCACACCUCCGAGAUAUGCGCAUUACCUUUGAGGAAUUUAAGACUUUUGCGGAGCUACGAGACAGAUUACAAGCAUUGACUUUAGCAAUAUUCGGUUAUGGCAAAGUAAAUGGUUUGUUGACAAAGCAAGAUUUCAAAAGAGCAGCAUCCCAUGUCUGCAAUCUCUCUGUGACUGACAAUGUUGUUGACGUCAUUUUCCACGUAUUUGAUGCAAAUUGUGAUGGAAAUUUAAGCUCGGAGGAGUUUGUAAGAGCUUUACAGAAGCGCGAAAGUGCCAUUCGCCAGCCAACUGCAACAGGUCUUGCAGGGCUGUUGUCUUGCUGGUUGAAUUGCAAAAGGUGUUCCGUACCUCAAAUCCCUAUGUAGAUCUUGGCGCAGUCUGCUGUUGCACCAAGCUGGACUCACUAGAGUAGGAGGAUCUCACUCGUUUCAGUAAUGUUGGUGGAUUAGGGGGAUGGUUUAGUUGAUAAUCUCGUAUCAAGGGUCAGGAGAUGCUUUUAAUGUUGGGACGCCAGAAGUCAUAUGGAACCUCUUUGGCAGUUGGCACCACUGUAGGGGUAUGCCUGCUCGAGUUCAGAUCCUCUAAUUGUAUAUGUUUUAGCUGUAAAUAUCUAGAGGUCAUCCAUCUCGGAAAUGGAUGGCUUUUGCUUACCUCGGGAAUAGAAAGCACUAUAUUGGGUGCUGAACAUGGCAGGUUGCAAGAUGAGCAAUAGCUGUGCAUUUCCAAGAUGGAUGACAUGGUGGCUGCUAGGCAACCCUCUUUCGUGCAAAACACGCGCCAUAAAGGAUCCUAGUUCAUGCCUACUCUUUUGUAUAUAUUACUUAUGUAGGUGGUUGUGGCUCUCCUCAACUGUAUUUAUAUGUGAUCUUUUUGUAAUUUAUUUGUUAUUCAAUGCUUCAUCUCUUGCCUUUCUUGAA
Molecule: messenger RNA, 2010 nt
Organism: Phoenix dactylifera (date palm)
Lineage: Eukaryota; Viridiplantae; Streptophyta; Magnoliopsida; Arecales; Arecaceae
Product: calcium-binding EF hand family protein
Biological process (GO): calcium import into the mitochondrion; mitochondrial calcium ion homeostasis
Cellular component (GO): uniplex complex
Molecular function (GO): calcium ion binding
Source: RefSeq, a predicted model, not a curated record